Molecule: messenger RNA, 2070 nt
Organism: Moesziomyces antarcticus
Lineage: Eukaryota; Fungi; Basidiomycota; Ustilaginomycetes; Ustilaginales; Ustilaginaceae
Exons: 1
Coding region: 1-2070 (689 amino acids)
Source: RefSeq, a predicted model, not a curated record
AUGGUGAACCUUCCGAAGCCCACGGUCUUUUUGGACUCGAUCGGACUCGCCGGCUUGUCAAGACCGACAUCCUCUCGACCUGCUCUUGCUCCUGCAGCAGAGCGUUGCUUGUAUCAGUUUGGCCUCGCUGCCCUACCAUCACAUGGAUCCCAUGACAACAAUCAUGACAUAAACAGCAUUGCAGAGCAGCUCCUUACACUCUCUUGUCAGCUUUGCAUUCCAGCCGUCUUCGGUCGUGGAGACGGUCAAGCGUGGACCCUGUCCGAAAGUGACUACCCGGCCCUGCUCCGAUGGAAGCAGCAGCAGGUUCCUACGUUGCUACAUAAACUGUUCAAACUCCUGGAACAGCUCUCCUCCGUCGAUUCAUCGCAAAUUGGCACGCAGCUGGAUCUUGUCCUUGGCCAUGUAGUCUGCACGCUCGCCCGCUUUCUCCCUCCGUCGCACGUCAGUCCGUUCCCGGACCCGGACACUACGAGCUUCAUAGAAGGAAACCAGGAAAUUGACGACGGCUGGAUUGGAAGAGAAAGCAAGAUCGAGGCACACCGCAUCCUCGGUCGUCUGGGGAACGAGGUUCUUCCGACCGCAUCGCUGACGACCUCGGCGGUGGCCGGAUCGCUCCUGGCACACUACAUCAAGCCGAUCGUCAAAGAGACUAGCAAGUCAUCGAGCGCUUCCCUCAGCUCUGUGGAUCCGGAAACAGGCAGGAAGAAGGCACCGGCUACGGGAGCGUUGCUCGUCUCGUAUCUCGAUCGCAACCUCGGGCAGCAUCGCUUCUCGAGUGCGGCGGAUGACAACGAAGCCUCGAAUCUCGCACCGCACCAGUUCGCGCUCUCCCUUGACUCGGCUGACGUUGCAGAUGAUGCGCAGCCUGCAUUACACGAGCGGAACGAGGCACUGGGAUGCGUCAAUGUGCUCGCAUGGUGUCUGGAUCAUCUCGAGCUCGAGACCGAAUCGGACUGGAACGCGGCAUGGCCGCUGCUGGUGCCGCCGCUGCUGACGCUCUUGGAGCAUGCGCAGCCCCGGUUCCGUCUGCGGGGGAGCAUGCUCGUGCACCAGCUGCUUGACCGACCGAGUACUGUCGCAGAUGCAUCUGGUCCCGACACAGAUGCGGACGCGGGGCGAGACUCGAUGCGCAAAAGCAGACGCGAGGCGAUCCUGGGCGGGCUGUUGCUGCGGACGGGAAUUGGAAGCCUGCUGGAGCGCGCGCUGCAAGUGAACCUGACGUACGUGCACGACGCCACGUAUGCGCCAGCUCUGGUCGGCUUCUCGAUCAGCGCGCUCCGCAGACUGAUCUUGCUCACCACUCAUCCGAUUGUAUGGCGCGAUGCGACGCAGUCACCCUUCGACACGCCAGCCGCGGAAAGUGCGGGGCCAGAUGCUGGGCCGGACGAAAAGGCGGGUGGGGUGGAUGACUGUGGAAAGCGCAGGAUGGAGGCGCUUUGCCGGCUUGUUUCGCAGGGAAUCUUGUCCACAUGGUCGUAUCUGCCGCUACCGCCUUCGGGCACACGGCUGGGGCGCGAGCUCGUCGCAACCACGUGCACAGCCUACCUAAUGCUGAUCGAGGAUUUGUCCCCACCCCCUACCGCACAGGCAGCGAAUCUUGGUGCAGCCGCGAGAUUCGUCGACGUGAGCAUCGAUUGGAUCUUCCGCACCUGGCUCUCCACCGUUGCUUUCGACAAUACGGAACACAUCAAUACCACCGUCAAGGUCGUGCGUCUGGCCACACAGUUGCUUCUCCCCGGGUCGACCGGUGCGGAUGAAAGCAAAGACGAUGCAGACGGACAGCUGGCACUGCGCAAAACAGUUGCGUCAAAGAUAGGCCGCAAUAUGUCGCUGAUCCUGUCAGCUGUGGCCAAGUGCUGGAUUAGCGCACUCGAGUCGCCCCUGCGCUCCUCAUCGAACAGGGCCGAUUGGCCCAGACUAGAAAGGUGUCUGGUCGACCUGAUGCAGUGCGUCUCGCUCGCUGAUUCGACAGUGCCAACGCGCUGCGCCAGACUGGUGGCCCUCGAUGCGCGCCUUGCGGAUCUUUUACCAACGCCAGAUGCGGCCUCGGGCGUGAACUCUCGUUGA